Molecule: messenger RNA, 1053 nt
Organism: Trachymyrmex cornetzi
Lineage: Eukaryota; Metazoa; Arthropoda; Insecta; Hymenoptera; Formicidae
Exons: 2
Coding region: 1-1053 (350 amino acids)
Source: RefSeq, a predicted model, not a curated record
AUGAUAAGAAAAACGAAUAAAAGAUCAUGGAAUAACCCACAAAAUAUAGAAAAGUUCCAAAAUUAUAUCAGUACAGCAUUAGAGAACAAACUAAUAGGAGGAGAUAGCAUAGAUACACUAAAUAAUACAAUAAUGGAAACCAUACAAAAAGCUCGAAAGAAAUAUUGCCCAGGAAAGAAAAGAGAACAGAAAAUAAGCCACAACACACGAAAGCUUAUAGAAGAAAGAAGACUUCUAAUCAGUAACAAAGAAGCAAAAGAGAACAGAAGUCUCAAAGUAUUAAAAAGAAAUCUGGCUAAGGGCAAAACUGAAAUAGUGAAGCUACAGAACAGAAACAAUGGAAUAGAACACAACAGGAACAAAUUAAUUGAAAUAGUGGAGAAAUUCUAUGAAGAACUGUGCAGAAGUCACAGAAACGAAAACUCAACACUAUUACUCAUAACAGCAGAAAAAGGAGUGUUGAAUCAAGAAUCCGAAGACAUACCCGAAAUAACUACAGGAAAAAUCCAGAAUGCUCUUAGAAAAAUGAAAAAUAAUAGGUCGCCAAGCGACGAUGAGAUCGUCAUAGAGGCUAUCAAAAUUGGAGGAGAAAUAAUAAUGAAAAAAAUAGAAACACUUUUUAACCUAUGUCUCCAGGAUGCCACCAUUUAUUAUAGAUGGAAUAAUGCGGUGAUGAUCCUACUCCAUAAAAAAAGCGAUAAAACGAAUCUAGAGAAUUAUCGGCCGAUUAGCCUAUUGGAUCAUCUUUACAAACUUUUUACUAGAAUUAUAACAACAAGAAUGGAAAACAAGUUAGAUUUAUACCAGCCAAGAGAGCAAGCUGAAUUCUGUUCAAACUUUAGAACCAACGAUCACCUACAGAGUCUGAAGGUAUUAAUAGAAAAAUCAGUGGAGUAUAAUAGACCAUUGGUGUCAUUAUUCGUAGAUUUUCAAAAAGCUUUUGAUACAAUAGAACACAAUAAUAUACUAAUAGCACUAAAGGAAUGUCAAAUCAACUACCGGUAUACAAAAAUUAUCCAUAAAAUAUUUAUCAACAAACAACAACAACAGUAA